This is a messenger RNA of Aureobasidium uvarum, 1533 nucleotides long. The record is from the annotation of a GenBank genome assembly. Lineage: Eukaryota; Fungi; Ascomycota; Dothideomycetes; Dothideales; Saccotheciaceae.
UUCAUCAGACAUUUUUCCAUGCCAUCAACAUUCACGAUUUUGCAAGCCGUCAGAACAAGCUCAUUUUUUCUUUUGCCGACUUUUGUGCAGUCUUGCUUGUCACCACCACCUUCCGACGCUUACUCCUCCUCCUCCUCCUCCUCCUCCUCCUCCUCCUCCUCCUCCUCCUCCUCUUCUUCCCGCAAACUUCGUGCUACAGCAUGGCUAGAUGGCAUGCGAGGCAUUGCUGCGUUUCUGGUUUACAUCUAUCAUCUUUCCUACUCGACCCACGAUGUCNNUUUUACCGCCUGGGGGAAGNNUGGCGAGGAUGGCGGCACGAAUCGCGAGUUUUUGCGUCUACCUCUGAUACGCNNUUUUUUUUAUACCGGAGACGCCAUGGUGGCCAUUUUCUUUGCGCUUUCGGGGUACGCAUUGAGCUAUAAACCUGUCAAGUUGAUGGGACAAGGCAGAAUGGAAGAGGUGGGUCAAAGUCUGGGGUCGGCGGUGUUUCGACGCGUGUGGAGGUUAUAUGUGCCGUGUUUGGCGAGCACGUAUUGCGUGUUUGUGUUGCUGAGAUUGGGGAGGUAUGACGGGACGAGGGCGGUUGCGGGUGAUGUAGAGAGACUUUAUGGACAUAGGGAAGUUCAUCCCGUACGUGUGGGUUCGGUAGGGGAGCAGAUGGCGGCUUGGAUGUUUGGCUUUUGGAGGUUCGUGAAUCCGUUCGCUGGCAAGGGACAUGUGUAUGAUGGACAUUUGUGGACCAUCCCGCUCGAAUUUAGGGAUUCGAUACUGCUGUUUGUGACACAGUCGGGACUUUGUCGCUUGCGACCGCGAUACAGGAUACUUGUCCUGCUCUUGCUGAUUGCUUGCGCACACCAAGCCAAUGCUUGGGACAUGUUGCUCUUCUAUGGCGGCUUCCUGCUCGCCGAACUCGAUAUUCGCCGCAACAGCAUCACCACAUCAUCAUACAAUCCUUUGGACAACGGGCCCUCGCGCUCUCCACUCCAAAUCGCCUGGUCGGCUCUCUACAUUACCACUUUCCUGGCGGGCAUGUACCUCGGCGGCCAACCCAACAAAGGCGUCGACAAAGCUCCCGGCUGGCAGACUCUGAUCUCACUCAUCCCCGCACACAUCCACGCCUCGACACGCAGCCGGUACUGGGUAGGCUGGGGCGCAUUGCUGCUGGUCUGGGCAACCUCCAACUCUGCUUCCUUGCUCCAACGCCUCUUCACCAACCCCUUUUCCCAAUACAUGGGCAAGAUUUCCUUUUCUUUGUAUCUGGUGCAUGGGAUGGUCAUUCACACUUUACAUUACAGUUUGAUUGAUACACUGUGGACUGUGAUUGGCACAGAAACAUGGCUGAAAAGGGAAACUGCAUUUGUACUUUCCGGCGCAGUAGUCACAGUGGUGGUGGUUUGGGCUGCUGAUGUGUUUAUGCGGCUUGUGGAUGUGCCAUCGGUGAGAUUUGCGAGGUGGUUGGAAGACAAAUGUCAAGCCAAGAAGCAUGUAGUUAAGAAGAAGCCCGCGUACAUAGAGUCAAGCACAAUCGUGUAG